AUGGGUUGGUAACAAUGUGUCAAUUGAAAACCAUUAAAGAAAAAAAAAACUUUUACAUCCAAAGUUCUGUGUCUCAUACACUCCAAUUUCAAAGCCGACGACGUAAUUUACCUUUCAUCCCGUGCUUGGUUGCUCCGACCGCCACCGAUCACCACCGAUUGCACAGCCGUACGAUCACUGGAACACCUACGUUUCUGUUUACCGAUCACCAAUCGCACCGAUAAAUGUCUGCAAGAAGACAUGGGUCACCACCAUACGGAAGCCGGUCAACCCAAGCUCCGGGGAUGAUGCGCCACGGUUUAUACCCUGUGGGCCACCACUCCAUAGACCCACAUCACUCUGAGCACGGUGACAGCAAACUAUCGGCUCAGCCAACCGAACUAGAACGGCUAGCAAGUGACAACCAGCGACUCGCAACCACUCACGUAGCCUUACGCCAAGAACUGGUGGCCACAACACAAGAUAUUCAAAAACUCAAGGCCCACAUCGGAACCAUCCAGACUGAAAGCGACAUUCAGAUACGAUCGUUGUUGGACAAGAUUUCGAAAAUGGAGGUAGAUCUUCAGGCUGGCGAGAACGUGAAGAAAGAACUUCAGCGGGCCCACACUGAGGCCCGAGCUCUGGUGAUUACUAGACAGGAACUGCUUGGUCAGAUUGAGAAGUCUGGUCAAGAGUUGAAGAAGAUACGUGCUGAUGUGGAAAAAUUGCCCGAUCUGCAGAUUGAACUUGAUGGCUUGAAACAAGAACACCAGAAAUUACGGUUGAUUUUUGAGCAUCAAAAGCGCUUAAACGUGGACAAAGUGGCACAAUUGGAAGUAAUGGAUAAAGAGCUUGUGGGGAUGGCAAGAGAAGUUGAGAGGUUACGGGCCGAAAUUUUGACUGCUGAAAAGUGGGCAACUGCACCAAACAUGUAUUCCGGGCCCUACAUGAACCCUCCUCCUCCUCAUCCUCCGAUGCACGCGAGUAGCGGCAGCUAUGUUGAUGGGUAUGGAAAUUAUCAUCAUGUUCCAGUGGGUGUUGGUGGUGCCGGAGAGGGAAUGGUUCCUUAUGGUGGUGGUCAUCCGGGUGGCGGUUCUCAGUGGGGAACACCACAAAUGGUCCCCUAUGGUGUAGCUCCCCCUUCACGCGGCAGGGGAGGACCACCACCACCGUAUAACAACUCUAGAACCUGAACAGAAACAGAAACAGACCAACUGCAAUUUAGGUUUUUUUUCCUUUUGGUUCACAUACAUGUGCCUUGAUGAUGUCACCCCACCCAACAACUUAUUAAGUGUUGUAGAAGGCUUAGAUUUUACUAAAGUGGGGAGUUAGUUUCUUUUUUUUUUUUUGGCUUAGUAUAAUAUAUUGGCUUGCUGAUUGCCUUAUGAUUUGUCCUUUCAUGUAGCGAUGAUGGUGUACUACUUAUGUGCUCCUUCACCAGGUCGGUGCUAGUGGGGAUUUCCGCGAUUGUUCUUUAA
Helianthus annuus (common sunflower) is the source of this 1457-nucleotide messenger RNA. RefSeq names its product protein FLX-like 4. Gene Ontology annotation, molecular function: actin binding. The coding region runs from base 225 to 1172 and encodes 315 amino acids. The record is from RefSeq and is a predicted model, not a curated record. The transcript has 4 exons. Lineage: Eukaryota; Viridiplantae; Streptophyta; Magnoliopsida; Asterales; Asteraceae.